CGGCGGCUGCAGACGCGGUUGCUGAGGGGACUGCCACGGCGACGGCGGCUGGACUUAUUAGCUUCAUUCCCUCCUAAUCCACCCCGCACUAAAAUGGCGGCGGAUCCUCCUCCUGAAGAGUUCGGCGUGGCCGAGGAACGGAGCGGGCAUUGCGCCGUGGUCGAUGGGAAUUGUCUUUAUGUGUGGGGGGGAUAUGUGUCUAUUGAAGAAAAUGAAGUUUAUUUACCAAAUGAUGAACUUUGGAUCUAUGAAAUUGACAGUGGAUUAUGGUCAAUGCAUCUAAUGAAAGGAGAGUUACCUCCAUCUAUGUCUGGAAGCUGUGGAGCUUGUAUUAAUGGGAAGCUCUAUAUCUUUGGAGGAUUUGAUGAGAAAGGAUACAGCAAUCGGCUCUAUCAUGUUAAUUUGCGAACAAAAAAUGGAAUUUAUAUAUGGAAGCAAAUCACAGACUUUAAAGGUCAGCCUCCUACCCCACGUGACAAGCUUGCUUGCUGGGUGUAUAAAGACAGGUUAAUCUACUUUGGUGGUUAUGGCUGUAGGAAACAAAAUGAGCUAAGUGACUGUUUUGAUGUUCAUGAUGCAUUUUGGGAAGGUCAAAUAUUCUGGGGAUGGCACAAUGAUGUUCAUGUUUUUGAUACAAGUACUCAAACUUGGUAUCAGCCAAAAAUUAAAUGUGGAAUUGCACCUCAGCCUCGAGCAGCUCACUCAUGUGCAGUCAUAGGAAAUACAGGCUAUGUUUUUGGAGGACGGGUUUUGCAAACAAGGAUGAAUGAUUUACAUUCUCUGAAUUUAGACACCUGGGUUUGGUCAGGAAAAAUUGCUACAAAUGGAGAAAAACCAAGAGACAGAUCAUGGCACACGUUGACUCCUGUGGCAGAUGGGAAACUUUUCCUAUUUGGUGGGCUGAGUUCAGACAAUGUACCCUUAAGUGAUGGUUGGAUUUAUGAUGUUGCAACAAAUGAAUGGCAGCAACUUACAUAUUUACCACAGACUAGACCUAGGUUAUGGCAUACAGCCUGUGCUGGCAAAGAAGGUGAAGUAUUAGUCUUUGGAGGAAGUAAAGAUGAUUUGCAUUUCCUGGAUAGGGGACAUUGCAGUGAUUUAUUGAUUUUUCAAACGCAACCAUAUUCGCUACUCAGAUCGAGUCUUGAUUGUAUUGGUAAAAAUGCUGUCCUCUUGGAGAAACAAAUACCGUGGUUGCCAUCUAGACUUCUGGAAGAAGUUAUGGAUAAGAUAACUUUUUGGGUUGCUGUUAAUCAUCGUCAGAAAAAAAAAGCCAAAGCAGAAGACCACGAGUAGAUUAAUGUCCUUUAAACAACAGUUCCAUUAUCAUUUUAAAACAAACAACACUGACUAUUAUUGGUAAAUUGUUUGAACUAAAUUCUAAAUUUCUGGAUGCACAAGAAAACUUUCAAAGGUUAUCAGUGUCAUAACAGCUCCAGUUCAAGGCGCUGAAGAUUAAAAAUAUUCUUGGAUUGAAGAGCAAUUUGAUCCAAUUAUUGUUAUUAAAGAUAAUGGGGUUCUAAGCAAUGAAAAUGGUGUUUGGCCAUAUUAGGUAAUUUACCUUGUGCUGAUAUUUGAAAAGGAUAUUUUUUUAAAAACAAAGUUGAAUUGUGUUAAAAAAUUGUACAAACUCAAAAUCCUUUCACAACAACGUUUUGACAAAGUUGCCUUUUCUGUUGAUUGUAUUUUCUUUGUAUUUAACAGUUGAAAAUAUGUCCUUAAUUUAUUGUAAAAAGUGUUUAUAAAAUACUGUUUUCUAUUC
This is a messenger RNA of Thamnophis sirtalis, 1762 nucleotides long. It is a transcript of the gene KLHDC1, whose product is annotated as kelch domain containing 1. The record is from RefSeq and is a predicted model, not a curated record. Gene Ontology annotation, molecular function: protein binding. NCBI's taxonomy places the organism in Eukaryota, Metazoa, Chordata, Lepidosauria, Squamata, Natricidae.